AUGGCGGCGGCGGUGGGGCGGGACACUUUACCUGAGCACUGGUCCUACGGCGUCUGCAGGGACGGGCGCGUCUUCUUCAUUGACGACCUGAGCCGCACCACCACUUGGCUGCAUCCGCGCACCGGCGAACCCGUCAACUCCGGCCACAUGAUCCGCUCAGACCUGCCCCGCGGAUGGGAGGAGGGGUUCUCGGAGGAGGGCGCCAGCUACUUCAUCGACCAUAAUCAGCAGACCACGUCAUUUAGACAUCCUGUGACAGGACAGGUUUCUCCAGAAAAUAUUGAAUUUAUUUUGCGAGAAGAACAGAAUUCAUCUAUGUCCAACCAACAAAUAAACCAAAGGCCUUCAAGCAUGGUCAGUGAAACGUCCCCUGCAGUAACUACGUCUGCUGUUGAUACAAAACCUGGCUCUAAGGUUGUGAAGACUGGAAACAAAGUUCACAGCUUUGGAAAGAGGGAACAAGCGAUCAGGAGGAAUCCCAAUGUUCCUGUGAUAGUAAGAGGCUGGCUGCACAAGCAGGAUAGCUCUGGAAUGCGGUUAUGGAAGAGACGAUGGUUUGUGCUUGCUGAUUUUUGUUUGUUUUACUACAAAGACAGCAGAGAAGAGUCUGUUCUGGGGAGCAUCCCUUUGCCGAGUUAUGUAAUAUCUCCAGUUGGACCUGAAGAUCGUAUAAAUCGCAAAUUUUCUUUUAAGGCUGUUCACACAGGUAUGAGGGCAUAUAUUUAUAACAAGAAUUCUGUCAUUGGCUCUCAGGCAGAGCACACAGGGAUGAGGACGUACUACUUCAGUGCUGACACCCAGGAGGAUAUGAAUGCCUGGAUCCGGGCUAUGAACCAGGCUGCUCUCAUGCAGACACGCUCCUCACUGAAGAGGGAAACUGAAAAAGUGGAUCAGCAAGCUGUUCCCCAAGUCAAUCAUAUGGAUGCCUGCAAAGAGUGUGUGAAGGCAGAGAUUACAGACACAAAAGAAAGUUAUCAGAAAUCAGCUGAAAUGCUUGGAUUCGAUAAGCGUGAAGAGAUAAGAAGAGAAAAGGAGGAGGAGGAGCGUUACAUCCACAGAAAAGAAACUCUGGAAACCAAAAAGGGAAAGGCUAAGCAUGCAUUAACAGAAGCUGAUUCAUUAUUUCCAGGCUUAUGGAAUUCAUCGUGGUCCCAAGUAGCUCAGCCUCAGCCAGCUGAGAAGAAUGGAACUCUUCCUAGUUCAUUAAGUAUGAGUGCUGGGCUAGUGGAGCAGAAUGGUACUGGCUCAUAUAAAAGAGGGUUUGUUCCCAGAACAAAUCCAGAUAAGCAGUUUCAAAGGAAAAGUAACAUGGCUCAAGUGGAGCACUGGGUGAAAGUCCAGAAAGGAGAUACAAAAAGCCUCACUUCUGAUCAGACUCUUACACGUCAGGGUCCCAGUCCUCCUUUUCCUGAAAACUAUCACACUUUGCCAAAGAAUACCUGGCAGCCUUCAGGGAGCUCACCGCCACCAAACCGCAAUUUGCCGAGUGACUACAAAUACGCACAAGAUCGUGUCAGCCACUUGAAGAUGUCCCAGGAGGAGAGGAAAGCAAAUAAGGAUGGAACUGUGUGGCAGCUGUAUGAGUGGCAGCAGAGACAGCAGUUCAAACAUGGCAGCCCCACGGCCCCACUUUAUGUAGCUUCUUCAGAUUUCAUUGAUCGUGCUAAGUCCAAAAGUUCAUUAGAUGUUCCACGAUCAAUAUCUGUUCCGCCCUCUCCAUCUGAUAUUCCUCCACCUGGACCUCCAAAAAACGUCCUCCCACGGAGACCACAUACUCCUGCAGAAAGGCUCACGGUUAAACCAUCUGAUGAGAGACAGGCUGUGGAUGUUCCUCUUGCUGGAUCCCCCAGGAAGAUUUGGAAUCGUGCUGUAAAGAGCUCCACUCACCUGGAUCGCCGCUCCAUGCCUGCCAUGGGCUACAUGACGCACACGGUGAGCGCACCCAGCUUGCACGGCAAGUCGGCGGAUGACACUUACAUCCAGUUGAAAAAAGAUCUGGAGUAUUUGGAUCUAAAGGUGACAGGACAUGACACGUUGAAAGAAAGAAGUGCAAAACCUGUCAAGGUGGCAGAAAGUGAUAUUGAUGUGAAACUGAGUGUUUUCUGUGAGCAGGACAGAAUUCUGCAGGACUUGGAGGACAAAAUAAGAGCCCUUAAGGAAAAUAAAGAUCAGCUGGAGUCUGUUUUGGAGGUUUUACAUAGGCAGAUGGAUCAGUACAAAGACCAACCACAGCAUGCAGAAAAAAUAUCUUACCAGCAGAGACUUUUGCAAGAGGACCUUAUACAUAUUCGGGCUGAAAUAUCCAAAGUUUCAACGGAGACGGAAAAAGCUUGGAAUGAGUAUCUGAAAUUAGAGAAGGAUGUGAGCCAACUGAAAAAAGCCUUACAGGAGCAGAUGAACAGUUCAUUGGUAUCUCAGGAGAAAACACAAAUACAAAAAGACUUGUGGAGAAUUGAAGAUGUUACAGCUGGCUUGAGUGCAAAUAAAGCAAACUACAAAACCAUAAUAGAUUCUAUAAAGAAUCCAGAGAGAAGAACAGUGCCUUCAUUUUCUCAGUCUUCAGUGCCUUCCUUACCAGCUUCCCUUGCUACUGUGGAGGGCAAACUUUCUGUCCCGCAGAGCCCUCCGCGCAGUCCAGUGAAAUCCCCUCUGGAGGUCAGGCUGUAUCCACAGCCUUAUUUCCAGACCAGGACACAGCACCAAGCACAGCAGCUGAAAAAAAUCGAGCCACCUCUUCAGUCACCAGUCAAGCUCAAGCCAAAGGUUGAAGAUGAAGCACCACCCAGACCUCCUCUCCCUCAGCUGUACAGUCCUGAGGAUCAGCCACCAGCUGUCCCACCCCUCCCAAGGGAAGCCACUGUCAUCAGACACACCUCGGUGCGGGGCCUGAAGCGUCAGUCAGAUGAGAGAAAGAGAGACAGAGAGCUUGGCCAGUAUGUGAAUGGAGAUUACAGGGUGGAACUGCGUUCAUACAUGAGUGAACCAGAACUGGCAAUGAUAGGGGGUGAUCUCAACAACCCUUCCAGUGCUUUAAUAAGCCCUGACAGUGGAUACCAGACAUUACCUACCCGUGGUUUGUCUGGAUCAACUUCCAGAUUGCACCAGUCAUCUACCAUUUCAUCGUUUGCAACACUUCGAAUGGAUAGGUCCAAGGAGAGACCAAAGAGUGCCUUGGAACGUUUAUACUCUGGAGACCACCAAAGAGGCAAGAUGAGUGCAGAGGAGCAGCUAGAAAGAAUGAAGAGACAUCAGAAGGCAUUAGUGCGGGAACGCAAGAGGACUCUUAGUCAAGGAGAAAGGCAGCCUGUUUCAUCUCGCUCUUUCAUCAGGCCCGUGUCCGCAGAUGUCGGCUCAUGGAAACGAGAGCAAGAAUUUGAUUUGCAGUUACUUGAGAGGGCAAUUUGUGGAGAAGACAAGGAUGAAAAUGAAUGGUUAAAAGUUCAGCCAGUUGCAGUGACAGAGACAGACCUGGAGCCUCAAGACUAUGAUUUAGAUAUCAGCAGAGAGUUGUCAAAACCUGAGAAGGUUGUAAUUCCAGAACGUUAUGUUGAACUGGAGCCAGAGGAGCCUCUUUCUACAGAAGAACUGGCGGCAAGGCAGCGUAAAGCAGAAAAGAUAAAGAAUAUUCUUACUAAAUCAAGUAUGCACAAUCUGCAGCCUACUGUUGCCCAGGACAAACACAACUCGAUUGAUUUAGAUUCACAGCUGCAGGAGCAGGAGCGCAUCAUUACCAUUUCAUAUGCUCUGGCUUCUGAAGCCUCUCAGAGGAGCAAGGAGGUAGCAGCUCAGCAGUUGACCUAUCCACCCAAAGCACCCUCACCUUCUGUACCACAGCCACCUCACUCUCCCUUAAGCAAUGGAUUUCACUACACAUUUGUUUAAACACCUUCCAACCAAAGCAGUAAGUGAGCACUGACGUGAGACUGGAGGAAAAUCCCACUUUCUGACAUCGCGUAGAAGACAGAGGAGAUUCUUUUCCAGGUUUCUGUGGAUGGUUUGUACUCGUUGGAUGGUGACACCUUCUUCUGGAAAGACAUUCAGAGAAUAAUAGGGGGAUUUUCUAUGAAAAUGAAGAGAACUGCAGAUCAUUUUUUAUUUACUUCAGUUUAGUUCACACUUUUUAUAUGAAUAAAUGGCACUUUUAAUAAACUCUGUAAAAUACUGACAAUGUAUUUUUAGAGCUAUGUAUUUUAGGUUUUUUUUUUUUUUUUUAAUCAAGGGCUGAAUUCAUUUUAAAAGACACUUCUUGCAUAGAUACUAAAAGAUGCUGUUACUUCCCCCUCAGGCUCAGAUGCACAUCAUAAAGUUUUAUGAAAAAAACCCUGCAAAUUUGAGUAAACCUAGAAGCACAUUCACAGGGUAUGGAUAGAGCUAACAUGCGUGACAGGUUUGGUGAAAGGGUGUUUCAGAUUGAAUAUUUUUGUAGAGUUAAUCACCCACCCUUUUGCCCAUUAAAUAAUCCAUUGCAAGAACUGUUAUCUUGAAUUUCUAAAUAUUAGUAACCACUGUAGCUGAAAUUUCCCAAGAAAGCCAUAACAAAAGCCAGUUUUAACUCCCUUUUUUUUGAUGCCAGAUUAUUACCUUGCUGGUAUCAAUCCACAGUUUGCUAGGUUGCCCUUGAAAGUAGUGCUAACAAACAGCUAACAAAUUUUUUUUUGAAGUUGAGAUGUGAAAGAAGAUGAUUUUUAAUUAAAAUAUGAGAAGUAAGCAAUAAACAAUUACAAUGUGUCAUUUGGCUAGUAAAUACAUAUUUUUCUUCUGAUUUUUUUUCAAUAGACAUUACAAUAUGAUGUACUGUCUAGUAUUUAUCCUAGAAACAGCAAAGCAAGUGGAAUGUGGCACCUGCUAAUUUCCUGUGUAUGUUCACCUGGUGCUUAUCAUUGCCAAACUUUGAAAUUCUGUGCUGUACUUCUGCAUAGAGCAAUGGGUGAGCUGGUUAAAAUAAGGAGAAAAUAAGAUUAAAUGUAUUGCUGCAACUUUAAAAAACCCUGUGUAUGCAUCGAAUGCAAGACAUGCAAAAACUUCCCGAUGUUAUGUAAUUAGUAGCUGAAUUCAGCUCUGGAUGAGAAAUACUUCUGCAGUAUUUUGUGAAACCACUAACUUGUUUAUUCCCUGUAUCCAAGUAGCAGCUAAAAACCCCUUGGAAUUGACCUUUGUGUUUCAGACUUUAAGACAAAUCAUCAUAUAUUAACACUAUACUCAUAAAUAUUCUUAAAAGUAUAUAUUUAGCUAAUGCAAUCUAUUUUACCUCAAUACUGCCAGUAUCAACUUCAAAACCUUUUGCCAAAACAAUGAUUUUUUUUUUGCCUUUAUAAAAAAGUUUUGAAAGCAUAAAUGAAUAUUUUGAAAGAAAACAUUAAUUUAAAUAAAAUGUAACCGUUUGGAAAGUGGUAUGUGUAUAGAUUAAAAUAUUAACAUAAA
Molecule: messenger RNA, 5421 nt
Organism: Vidua macroura (Pin-tailed whydah)
Lineage: Eukaryota; Metazoa; Chordata; Aves; Passeriformes; Viduidae
Gene: PLEKHA7
Product: pleckstrin homology domain containing A7
Exons: 28
Coding region: 1-3882 (1293 amino acids)
Biological process (GO): cell-cell adhesion mediated by cadherin; pore complex assembly; epithelial cell-cell adhesion
Cellular component (GO): zonula adherens; pore complex
Molecular function (GO): protein binding
Source: RefSeq, a predicted model, not a curated record